Messenger RNA from Salvia hispanica, 1028 nucleotides. RefSeq names its product stem-specific protein TSJT1-like. Lineage: Eukaryota; Viridiplantae; Streptophyta; Magnoliopsida; Lamiales; Lamiaceae. The record is from RefSeq and is a predicted model, not a curated record.
GAUUUUUUGCACUCUUUCAUCAACUGAAAUCAAAAAAUCCAUUUCGUGAAAAAAAUGUUGGCUGUUUUCGACAAAUCGGUGGCGAAAAGCCCCGAUGCAUUGGCGCAGAACCUCCAAAAUGAAUCUCUUCCCGCACUGGAAGACAAAUUCUUGGCCACCUAUUUCUCGUCCGUACACCCGGGCUCCGUCGUCAUCAACCUCGCCUCUGCCGGUUUCAUGGCCUACUCUUCUGAUCGCCAAACCCCCCUUCUCCCCAGACUGUUUGCAGUUGUGGACGGCAUAUUCUGCUUGUUCGAAGGGCAUAUCCAAAACGUCGCCCACCUUAAGCAGCAGUAUGGGUUAAACAAGACGGCGAAUGAGGUGAUCAUCGUUAUUGAGGCUUACAGGACGUUGAGGGACAGAGGCCCGUAUCCUGCUGAUCAAGUGGUCAGGGAUAUUCAAGGGAAGUUCGCCUUCGUCCUCUUUGACAGUGUCUCGAACAAUGCAUUUGUAGCAUCUGAUGCUGAUGGCAGUGUUCCCUUCUUUUGGGGGACCGAUGCGGAUGGCCAUCUCGUUCUCUCUACUGAUGGAGAAGUCGUCAAGCAAGGCUGUGGAAAAACAUUUGCUCCCUUUCCUAAAGGAUGUUUCUACACAUCUUCUGGAGGUCUCCGAAGCUACGAGCAUCCAGUUAACGAACUGAAGGCUGUGCCAAGAAUUGACAGCUCUGGCGAAGUUUGUGGCCUGACCUUUAAGGUGGAUGCAGAGUCGCGCAAAGGGAACACAGGAAUGCCUAGAGUUGGAAGCGACGCAAAUUGGUCCCAAAACUACUGAGAAAUCCAAUUGACUGACUUCAUCACCCUUAUGUCCGAGGCUUAUGUUAUUAUCGGCUGCGGAUUUCUCUCGUAUUUAAUUACUAUGAUGAGAUCGAAUCGAGCACUGUCACUUUUGAUGCUCUGUAAAACAAUGUCAGUUGCUUACUGAAGCCAUUUUGUUGGCCUUGAACCAUACGUAAAUAAAAUAAUCAAGACUACGCUGAGGUUGUGUUUUUA